AAAUAAUUAUAUCAUAAUAAAUAAUAAUAAUAAGGAUAAAAUAAUAAAUAAUUAAUAGUCGUGUAUAUAUUGUAUAAUAAAAGAAAGAAAGAAAGAAAGAAAGAAAGAAAGAGAAUAAUAAAAUAAAUAAAAAUGGAGUCAGCUAAUAGUAAUAAUAAUAAUAAUAAUAAUAAUAUAAGUAGCAGAAGAAGCGAAGCACCAAUUAUUAAAUUAAGUAUAGAUCUUAUUAAAACUUAUAAAAAUAUAAAUCAAGUGUAUUAUGCGUCAAAAGCAAAAAAAAAUAAAGCGGCACUUCAACAACAACAACAACUACAGCAGCAGCAGCAGCAACAGCAGCAACAGCUACAGCAACAACAACAGCAACAACAGCAACAACAGCAACAACAACAGCAGCAACAACAACAACAGCAACAAGCUCAAACUAAAGUUGGAAAUGGUGGUAAAUUUAAUGACGGUUAUGACGAUGAAAAUGCAGAUUAUAUUGUUAGAAUUGGCGAAGUGUUUUUAGAUAGAUUCGAAAUUCAUUCAAGUUUGGGGAAAGGUUCGUUUGGUCAAGUGGUUAAAGCAUAUGAUCGUUUACUUAAUGAAUACGUCGCAAUAAAAAUCAUUAAAAAUAAAGUACCAUUUUAUAAUCAAGCAUUAAUAGAAAUUAAAUUGUUAGAGCUAAUGAAUAAUAAAGAUCCAGAGGAUCAAUAUAAAAUAAUUAAAUUAAAGCAUCACUUUAAAUUUAGAAAUCAUCUUUGUAUAGUUACCGAAUUAUUAUCAUAUAAUCUUUAUGAUUUAUUAAGAAAUACCCAUUUUCAUGGUGUUUCAUUAAAUUUAAUAAAGAAAUUUGCCCACCAAAUUUUAACAGCCUUAUUUUUUAUGUCAACUCCAGAAGUUGAUGUUAUACAUUGCGAUUUAAAACCAGAAAAUAUUUUAUUAAGGAAUCCAAAAAGAAGUGCAAUUAAAAUUAUUGAUUUCGGUAGUUCAUGUCAUUCAAACGAAAGAAUGUAUAAAUAUAUUCAAAGUAGAUUCUACAGAUCACCAGAGAUUUUAUUGGAAUUGGAUUAUUCAUUUUCUAUUGAUAUGUGGAGUUUAGGUUGCAUUUUGGUUGAAAUGCAUGUAGGUGAGCCACUGUUUUCAGGUCAAAACGAACAAGAUCAACUAACUAAAAUUAUUGAAGUAAUGGACUUACCACCAACCUACAUGAUAGAAUCUAGCCCAAAAGCAAAGAAAUUCUUUACAAAAGACCCAAUAGAUAAUACAUAUCAAUUGAAAAAAUCUGAAAAAUUAAAAAGUGAUUUUUGCAAAAGGAAACUUUCAGAGAUAAUUGGAGUAGAGAGUGGUGGUCCUCAAGGUAGAAGAAAGAAUGAACCAGGUCACUCGACAUUAGAUUAUUUAAAAUUUCAAGAUUUAAUUGAAAAAAUGCUAAUAUAUGAUCCCCAAAAAAGAAUUACACCUUUAGAAGCUUUACAACAUCCAUUCUUUUUAACUGAUGAAACCCAGCCAUCAACACCUUCCCAGCCAAUCGCAACCACAACAACCACAACAACCAUAGCAAGUCAAACUAUUAUACGACAACCCAAUAAUAACAACAAUAAUAAUAAUAAUAAUAAUAAUAAUAAUAAUAAUAAUAAUAAUAAUAAUAAUAAUAAUAAUAAUGGUGAAAAUAAUAGUAAUAAUAGUAAUAGUUAUUCACCUUUAAAAAAAAAUGUGUCAUCUUCACCAUCAAACACAUCUGUUACAAAUAAAAAUAGUAAUAAUAGUUAUCAAUCACCAUCACAAUCAUACUCACCAACAUAUCAUUCAAAUUAUAAAUUAGUAGAUCAAAUGAAAAGGACUACAAUGAAAGAUAAAUCACCUUUACAAACGUCACACAGUAUUUCAGAUAUAUUAAAUACAGAUAAUAACAAUAUAAAUGAAAAUGAUAGUAAUGGAGAUGAUAACAAUGAAAGAAAUUAUCAUCACCAUAGUCAUAGCCAUCAUAAUAAUAAUAAUAAUAAUAAUAAUAAUAAUAAUAAUAAUAAUAAUAAUAAUAAUAAUAGUAAUAACAACGAUGAUAACAGUAAUAAUAAUGAAUAUUCAUCAAAUAAUAAUAUUGAUAUAAAAUCAACUACAAAAAUUAAUUAUCAAUUAGAAAGUAAAAGCAAUAUUUUUAAAGCAAAUGAUUCAUCAUAUCAAGAAACAACCAAUUCAUCAAGGCUAACUAUAAAUAUUCCCUCUCACGCGCCAGUGCCCCCUUUAAAAAACCUUUUACCUCAUCAACAUAAUAAUAAUAAUAAUUAACAAUUUAAAAACAAUAUAAAUAAAACUAAUGAUAAAAAAAAAACAAGCUUGAUUGUGGAAAUUUAUAGCUUAAUUUUAUC
Messenger RNA from Dictyostelium purpureum, 2348 nucleotides. RefSeq lists its product as uncharacterized. Gene Ontology annotation, biological process: peptidyl-threonine phosphorylation; positive regulation of DNA-templated transcription; protein autophosphorylation. Bases 133 to 2268 code for a protein of 711 amino acids. Lineage: Eukaryota; Evosea; Eumycetozoa; Dictyosteliales; Dictyosteliaceae. Gene Ontology annotation, molecular function: protein serine/threonine/tyrosine kinase activity; ATP binding; protein serine/threonine kinase activity. The transcript has 4 exons. The record is from RefSeq and is a predicted model, not a curated record. Gene Ontology annotation, cellular component: nucleus.